Messenger RNA from Monopterus albus (swamp eel), 4713 nucleotides. RefSeq names its product zinc finger protein 362b (gene znf362b). Gene Ontology annotation, molecular function: RNA polymerase II cis-regulatory region sequence-specific DNA binding; DNA-binding transcription factor activity, RNA polymerase II-specific. Gene Ontology annotation, biological process: regulation of transcription by RNA polymerase II. NCBI's taxonomy places the organism in Eukaryota, Metazoa, Chordata, Actinopteri, Synbranchiformes, Synbranchidae. The record is from RefSeq and is a predicted model, not a curated record. Gene Ontology annotation, cellular component: nucleus. Bases 202 to 1527 code for a protein of 441 amino acids. The transcript is spliced from 9 exons.
ACAGGCCAUGGUGUAGAAAUCCAAAGCGACGUUAGCAGAACAUUUCCCUCCGUGUCUGUACUGUACUGAGCCCGCAGCAGCACCCAGAAGUGAACAAAGCGACCCGGAAGCGGUGGAGCGACUGGAGGCAGGCAGAAAGAACAUCAACCUUUUAUAUUAUAGCUGUACUCGCAAGACAAUAUCUGCAAUCAGGACACAAGAAUGGCAGAGCCUCGAUUUAACAACCCUUAUUUCUGGCCGCCACCUCCAUCCAUGCCAGGCCAGCUGGAUAACCUGGUGCUCAUUAACAAGAUCAAGGAGCAGCUAAUGGCUGAGAAGAUCCGGCCCCUGCACCUGCCGCCUACCUCCACCUCUUCCCAGCAGCCCUUGCUGGUGCCCACCUCAUCCUCAGAAAGUGCUCAGCAUGUUAUGUCGGUGACAAAGCCCCAGCCGCAACAGGUGCCAGGCCACCACUCGCAGCCGCAGGGCUCAGGACAGCCGGACAUUGCUCUGCACGCUCGCCCCGCCUCCAGCUCUGGACCAGAUGGAAAUAUGGACGACAAGUCAGCAGUCAAGGCCAAAGGCUUGUGGGAAGACUGGCACAUGAGACAGCUCAGCGAGCAACCGGGUCGGGUCAACCAUCGCUCAGGUCUGGCUCCUUCAUCUCGACCCGACAGCCACAGCACCUCAGAGGCUCUGACCCCCACGACUCCAACCAGCAGCAGCCAGAACCGCCUGGGCGGCGCCCCCUCUGUUAACAUAAUCUCGGGGCUAGCUAGCGGUCCUGGCAUGGAUCACAUGAAGGCUGGAGGCCUGGCAGGACUGUUGGGCCCCCCACCCAAGGCACCCCGGGGACGGAAGAAGAUCAAAGCUGAAAACACAUCUGGUCCUCUGCUGGUGGUGCCCUACCCCAUCCUAGCUGACCAAGGCUGUGUCACCGUUGCACCCAAAGAGGGCAAAACCUACAGAUGCAAAGUGUGCCCACUCACCUUCUUAACCAAGUCAGAGAUGCAGAUUCACUCCAAGUCGCACACGGAGGCCAAACCACACAAGUGUCCCCACUGCUCCAAGACGUUUGCCAACGCCUCCUACCUGUCCCAGCACCUGCGCAUUCACCUAGGGAUCAAACCCUACCACUGCUCCUACUGUGAGAAUUCGUUCCGUCAGCUGUCACACCUCCAGCAACACACCAGAAUCCACACCGGUGAUAGGCCUUAUAAAUGUGCUCACCCCGGAUGUGAAAAGGCUUUUACCCAACUGUCUAACCUCCAGUCUCACCAGAGGCAGCACAAUAAAGACAAGCCGUAUAAAUGUCCCAACUGCUACCGUGCCUACUCAGACUCCGCGUCAUUGCAGAUCCAUUUGUCAGCGCACGCCAUUAAAAACGCUAAGGCUUAUUGCUGUAGCAUGUGUGGCCGGGCAUACACCUCAGAGACCUACCUUAUGAAGCACAUGUCUAAACACACGGUGGUUGAACAUCUAGUGAGCCACCAGUCGCCCCAGAGGACCGAGUCCCCCAGCAUCCCCAUACGCAUCUCCCUUAUCUGAGCUUCCCAGUCGUUCAGCAGCAGGUCGGAUUCAGAGUCUAUGCUUGGCUGGAACGUAUGAGGCCCUGCACCCACGGCCAUCUACAUAAGGCUUACAUUAGCAUUAUGACAGCUGACAUAAGCAUUCAGUGCUAGAUUCAGUAAACAGACUGCCUCCAUUCGUCCUGGCACAGGCCGUCUGUCAAACAUGAGCACAGCAUUAUUUUGUGAAUGUAACAAUGCAGCUAGAUGUUAUAGGGAGGACUGAGUGGCAAACAAUGUCUUGCGUCAGAUAUAAUAAGCACUUUCGUAAGCGUCAUGUAAACUGCCGGAUGCAUUGGCCAUCAGAAAUGUUGUCUUUGUUUUUUUUUCCUCUUCCAUGAAAUGGGUUUCAAAAAUGUACCAGAUGAUAUUUGCCCUCAUAAAGAAUUGAGAAAUAGAAAAAUGUUUCCUGGGUGUAUUCUGGAAACAUCCAAAGAUAAUCUUAAAGCACUUUUAGGCCUUGUGGUUUUGGCUCAAAUUGUUUCAAUCUUGCUGGUUGGAAAAUGCCAGAGGGCAUUACUUGUGGCAGCUAAGAGUACUGACUGUAUUUUUUUUAAAAAGUCUUCUGUUACUUUGUUUUUACUCACAAUUUUUGUGCAAGUACACAUUUACAGGGUCGUCUUGAUUUGAGGAAAGGCAAUCGGUAGAUGACAAUUCAAACAUUUUAUGGUUGUAUUAAGAAGUAUUAUUGACUUGGGGUGACAAAACAUAAAGCAGCAUGGAAGGGAAGAAAGAUGAAUGUUUGUUUGUUUUUUUUUAUUUCCAAAACCUUUCACUCCAUUUUUGAGGUUCACCUUUACGGCACCUUUAUAAUCGUAACAUAUGAUCAGAGAGAUGCUGCAUUUUCAUGAUGUUUUCCCAACAUCCCAUUAACCAGUGCCAUAUAUAUGAAGCUUGGUGGGGUUUUAGGAGAAAGCAGACCUUGUAACUGUGUGUGUUUGCUUUCUCUGUUCAGUUAAGCUUUGCCUUUUUUUUCUCCUUAGUAUUAGAAGUAUGUUGCAGACGUUGAACACACUGCAUAUGUAUCAGUACUAGCUCUACUCAGCCCUACUUUUAAACACACUUCAGCAAAAAUUGCAUUUUUCUUGUGCUAAAUUUUAAAUGUAACCAUUGGACCAAAAUGUGAAGUUAUUGUACAGCUACUCUGACCCAGAUAAGAUUUUAUCUCUAAUAAGCUUUACCCAUUUGGACUACACUGCAGUAUAAAUCAUAUUCCAUAGGCCUAUAAUAUGAGUUCAUGUGGAGGUGAUGCUUCUCCUUUUAAUAUUUUUUCUCCUUAGUAUUCUGUUUUUUAUUGUACACAGUAUUUGUUGUUGUAUUUUUACUGUAACUUUAAACUCUGGAUGGUACUACUGAGGUACCCUGCAUUCUUCAGGGGACUUCAGAAGUGGUGGUACGGCUGGAUGUUACAUUUGAGAUGGAACUGAGAAUAAUGUAAAAUACAUAUACAGUAUAUAGUAUGUUUUCAAAUGACUAAAAACCUAUUACUCAAGCCACUGGCCUGAAAACAGACAUUUAUGCCAACAACAGACCCUGCCUCUUCAGACUUACUCUCUUUUGAGAUAAUGGUAAAAUGUACAUGUUGCUGUACUGUAAAACAUGUUACUCAUAUAUAGUACCUAUUUUUAAGUUUUCAUAAACAUGUUCUGUUUGGGUUUUGUAAAAGUUUAUGUAAGAACUUAAUGUAAUUAUUUUAGUCUACCCGUAUGUUAUUAAUAGUCAUGUUUUCUAUCAGUUAUUUACAUGUAAGCCUUAACUGUUUUAUCAUCCCAUUUCAUUACUCUGUAUUGUGUUCUACAGUAUUCAAAUGUUUAAACAUCUUUAUUUUCCUUCCGCAUGGAGUUCCUGAGCUGUAAUCUGUAUGAUAACUGUUUAACCCAUGUUCUCUAUGAAAAGAUAUUGUGUAGAUUUAUUACACUUUUUCCUGUCUUGCAUUGUGGUUUCAUAUACAGUUUCUAGAUGACUAAAUAUGCACAGCCAAGACUGAGAAGAUAAACUAAGGUUAUCAAUGUUUAAAAAAGGAAAAGGAAAAAAAAACUUUGUAUCUUUACCUUGUUUAAUAAACAGACUGUUACAAAUUCAUCAGAGACCGUUUGUUUCCUACUAAAAACCUAAAUGAGAUAGAGGGAGAAAUAAAAAAAAAAAAUCAAGUAUUGCUUUUGUUAUUUAAUCACUGGUAUUUAUGAAAAUAGUUUAUUUAAAAAUAUAUUUACAUGAAUAUAACAAAAGUCUCAGGUUCUUGUCAUUUACAUCUCAAUUUAGAUGUUCAGGCUUUUGUCAUUAGACAAAUUCACACAGCAGCAAGACAAAGCUUAACACUUCAUCAUUUCAGGCACAUUUAAGACAAGAAAAAGACUAGUUUUCACAGUGUACAACUGUUAAUGACACUGACACAAUAAUAAUGGUGUGAAAUAAUUAGUGUAGUGUAUUUAAUACCAUGUACAAAAUAUGCCUCUCUGCUGACAAGUCUUUGUGGCUGAAGUGCAAGUACUUCUGGUUGGCUUUUUGGAUGGUUUUUGUUUAGACUACAUGCAAAGCUCCACAUUGUAAAUACAGGAGUGGCUACAGCUGGCACGCUAUAGAACAUGUCUACAGCAUUCUCAAUGUUAUGCAUGAUAUCAGUAUGACUUUGUAAAAAAUUCUUUAAAGAUUCUGACAUAGUAAUGCAACACUUAGGCAUUUUUUCAUAGAAAACUGCAAAGAUUAAACUGAACUGGAGAAAAAUACGUACCACUGAUGUUCCACUGUUGCAUUCUAAUGCAAAAUUUUCCCAAAUGUAAACACAAGUAAAACUUCUUAUAAAGUGCUCAAUUUAAGCUGGUCUCAAUCAGAUCUCCCAGUCAAAUGUGUUUUUGACGUUCACUGCGCUAGGUUGAAGUACACCAUCUUAUAGUGCAACCUUACAUUAAAAAACUUGUAAUAAUCUUUCCCAUAACAAACACACAGCUUUUAAGCAUUCUGAUUUGUUUUGGUGUGCUGAUGUAAACAGCUGACCAACUCCCCAGGCAAGUGCACACCUAUGUGCGCAAAAAGAACAACUGUGAUAACUACAUUCCCAGUCAAAAUCCUCCAUUAUAUCCUGUUCCCAUCAUAAAAUAUAUGAUUGACACUUGUAGAAGGUUUUUCACUUACGGUUUGAACUUGGAUCAAAACACAGUACUGGCAA